Cyclospora cayetanensis is the source of this 513-nucleotide messenger RNA. Its product is annotated as V-type proton ATPase 16 kDa proteolipid subunit. Gene Ontology annotation, biological process: proton transmembrane transport. The record is from RefSeq and is a predicted model, not a curated record. The transcript has 6 exons. NCBI's taxonomy places the organism in Eukaryota, Apicomplexa, Conoidasida, Eucoccidiorida, Eimeriidae. Gene Ontology annotation, cellular component: proton-transporting V-type ATPase, V0 domain. Gene Ontology annotation, molecular function: proton-transporting ATPase activity, rotational mechanism. Bases 1 to 513 code for a protein of 170 amino acids.
AUGUUUUGGUCAGCCGCUCUCCAAUGCGACCCAAACUCGGUCUUCUUUGGGUUCAUGGGUAUUACCUCAGCCAUCGUUUUUGCGAAUCUGGGGGCAGCCUAUGGAACUGCAAAGAGCGGCGUUGGUGUCAGCAGCGUUGGUGUGAUGCGCCCUGAUCUAAUCAUGCGUUCAAUUCUACCCGUUAUCAUGGCUGGUAUCUUGGGUAUCUACGGCCUCAUUAUCUCCAUUGUCAUUUCGUCCGUUAUGGGAUCGCCAGACGUUUACUCGGCAUACGCAGGCUACGGACACUUGGCUGGUGGUCUGGCAGUAGGUCUGAGCUCUCUGGCGGCAGGUCUUGCAAUUGGAAUUGUUGGCGAUGCUGGUGUGCGGGCAAAUGCCCAGCAGCCGAAGUUGUUCUUUGGUGUGACCCUCAUUCUCAUUUUCGCCGAAGCUAUUGGGCUUUAUGGUCUGAUUAUUGCACUGGUCAUCGUCACAAGGAAAGUAGACGGCCUCUGCACGAGCUACAAGUCAUAA